UUUCCGAGCAGACAUUGAAGGCACCUGUGGUCGCGGCUCUGCAGCCAGACGCUGUCUCGUUCCAAAAGUUUGCUGCACCUUGCUGGGCUAGCUCUUGUCAUCUUUUUUAACAUGGCUAAAUGGGGCUUCAUCUCCCUUCUUGUAGUGUUGUUAGCAGUGCUGCUGGGAGAGAGGAUAGUCAACAUAAGGAAGAGAGCGCUCGUUUCUCGUGAGCUGGUGAAGAAUCAUCUCCCUAACUGUGUUCCACUGAAGGGUCUAAAUGUUGGCUCAGAAGAUAUUACUGUCUUCGGCGAUGGAUUCGGCUUUGUCAGCAGUGGUUUGAAGUACUCAGGAUUUCCAUUCACAGACUUACCUGGAAAGAUCUUCCUCCUUGAUCUGAAAGGCUCUCCGAUAAAACCGGUCGAGUUGCGCAUGCCUCGAAACUUUGACCCGGAGACGUUCAACCCUCAUGGCAUCAGUGUCCACACAGACACAGCUGAUGGCACCGUAUACCUGUUUGUCGUGAAUCAUCCUUACGGGAAAUCCCAAGUGGAGUUGUUUAAAUUUGUUGAAGAAGAGUUCUCCCUGUUGCAUCUAAAGACCUUCAAGCAUGAACUUCUUCUCAAUGUCAACGACAUUGUGGCAUUGGGAGUGGACCGUUUCUAUGCCACUAAUGAUCACUAUUUCUCACAUACAUUCUUUAAAAUAAUAGAGCCUCUUCUGGCACAACCUUGGACUAAUGUUGUGUAUUACAGUCCAGAGUCUGUCAGAGUGGUCUCUGAGGGAUACUACUUUGCAAAUGGCAUCAACAUCUCACGAGACAAAAGGUAUAUCUAUGUGUCAGAUUCAAUGGACCAAAAUGUGCAUGUGUUGGAGAGGAAAGAAGACAAUGCAUUGGUCUCUGUGAAGUCCGUGGCGGUGGGUUCACUCUGUGACAACAUCGAAGUUGACCCUCACACAGGUGACCUUUGGAUGGGCUGCCACCCCAAUGCAUGGAAAUUUUUGAAGUGUGACCCUGAAGAUCCAGCUGGAUCAGAGGUUAUCCGCAUCCAGGACAUUCACUCCGACGAACCACUGGUGACUCAGGUGUAUGCUGAUGAUGGUCAUGUGAUCAUAGGUUCCUCUGUAGCUACAACCUAUGGAGGCAAACUGCUCAUUGGCUCAGUGUUUCAUAAAGCCUUAUGCUGUGAUUUGGAGUAGGCAGUGAGUGUAAAUUGUAACAGAAUACCAGAUGGCUCACGAAUAAGACGAGUAAAGAAAGUAAAAUAGAUGGUGAUAGGAAUUUAUUGUUUUGAACACUAAUUGUAAGGCCUCUUUUGUUGAGUAAGUCAUAAGCUGGUAACUGGAAAUUGUCUUCUCCACAUUAAAAAUAGGAAACCUUUCUUACCAUUUUUAUAUCCUGCACACAAUAUUUAAGGUAAACACAAAAAUUACGUCAGUCUCGGUCUGCUUUAGAUACGUUUUCCAGCAGCUUUUCAUUGAUGGACAGGUUAUGGAUAGGGUGUUAGUUUAUUUCCAACAUGUAUACAAAUAUAAUAUGAGACAUCACACACAUUGUUUCCAGUUUCUCAUUCUGGCAUGUCCGAAAAGGAGUAGGAGGAAGCAGAGCCUAUUUAAUCCUACCCCUUUUUGUUUCAUAGCAAUUUCAAACACAUUUGCUUGUACUAAAAUCUGCAACACAACAGUUAAAUAAAUGACUAAGUAAAUAAAUAAAUAGACUAAUGCAUAAGUAAAUAGUUAAGUAAUUAGUUUACAUAAAGAGAUGAUCUCAUUUUUUAUUAAGGCUCAAAUGUUUAUCAGGAUUCUUUUUUUUAACUUUGUGAACACUUUGAGUGAACAGUUGCUUAAACUGGAUCGUAUUAGUACAUUGUUCAUUAAUCCAUUCCAUAAUUGUAUUCCACAUACUUAUAUGCUAAAGGUUGUGAGUGUUGUACAUGCAUACAAAUGUUUUAAAUGAGAUUUUUCUCUGAAGUUAUUAUCCUCCUUCUGUUGAGAAGAAUUUUUGUAAAUUCUUGGGUAGCAGGUUAUAUUUACUUUUUGCAUCAUUUUAGCUGUUUGCAAAUGCACCAAAUCAUUGAAUUUCAAUAUGUUUGAUUCAAUAAAUAAAGAGUUUAAAUGUU
Messenger RNA from Entelurus aequoreus (snake pipefish), 2099 nucleotides. Its product is annotated as serum paraoxonase/arylesterase 2-like. Bases 112 to 1179 code for a protein of 355 amino acids. NCBI's taxonomy places the organism in Eukaryota, Metazoa, Chordata, Actinopteri, Syngnathiformes, Syngnathidae. The record is from RefSeq and is a predicted model, not a curated record. The transcript has 10 exons. Gene Ontology annotation, molecular function: arylesterase activity.